AUGCAACUGGCGAAGGCAUCUCCGCAACAGGACACCCGCCAGCGCGCUGAAGACUUGACGAUUACUGACCAAAUCACAAUCCAGCAGUCCAGCUGUGCCGAUGGAGUUGAAAUGCUGGACGAACGUGGGGUUGAAGGUAUGGACUGCCUUCUCAAACAGGUUGGCAUUGGCGAUAAUCAUGUCGAAUUGUCACAUGAUUGCAAGGCCAGUGUUGAGGACAGGGCUCGGGUCACCUCGAAUCCAAUUCGCCCAGACACAGCUUUGGAGAAGAUCGCCGCUGUUAGCAGAGAAGCCCAACAGCCGCAGGAUGGCUUUGAUGUCAAACCUGACGAGUGGGAUGCCAGCAAGUUUGACCCAUCUGGGUGCCAUGAUGGUGUCGCACGUGCAGCAUCACAUAUAGCAACUGAAAGAUGCCACCACGGCAGAGAAGCGGUGGGCGAUGCCGCAGAUGCCGAUGGUUCCUGCGGAAACGCGCCGAGCGCCCUUGGCAACGGUGGGCUCUUUGCAUCGGGCUGCAAAGGCUUCCAGGACGUAUCAGACAUUCACCCAGACACGGCCAAGGAGCUGGCCAAUCUCAUAUUGCAGGCAGUGGCUCUGGACAAAUGCCAGGCUCAAAAUUCACAAGGUAGACAACACAGUGGCCAGCAGCAUCCCCAAAGGGCUUGUGCGGCGCCAAAAGCAUUUGUUCUCGUCACGGACAUAGUUGACGAUCCCCUUCACAGGCCGAAGCAUGUGUAUCCGUCGGGGAAAGGUGCAGGAACAACCCACGACAAAGGCCCGUACGCUGCAAAGAAACCAGCAAGCAUUUCAGACUCCGUUUCCAUUGCCGAAAACCUGCCAGACGGCUCCGCGCAUAGCCAGAGCGUGACGAUUGAGCCUAUCAAUACGCCCCUUGGGGACCCAAACAGUGCUGCAGUUCAUACAGUUCAGCAGGGUGCGGGCAUCGCUUCAGAGCAUGGCGGUAUGGCUUCAGAACAAUGCCGAGGAUUGAGGCUUGGCGUGCAGCAAUCCACACGAAAUAUUCCAGGUGGAAUUGGCUCUGCGAAGAAAUCCCAUUCACGAGAAUUGCUGCCGGGUGCGCUGAAGAAUCCCACUCUGAGAGCCGCCGCGGCUAGAGCAGCCACGGCAAGAAGAGAAAUGAGGAAGGCUGCGCUACAAGAUCUCAAUAAGAGCUUUCGGGAUGUGGAGAAACUGGCCGCCACUGUGGAAGAAGAAAUGAUACAGGCGCACAAAAUGAUGCAGGAGUUCGAGAGAUCUCGACGAAUGGCACAUCGCAACCUCCUCGGGCGAGCACUUCGGACGGCAGGAGAUGCGAGCGGGAGCCACAGCACCCCUCCAACAUCUGAUGCCGACAUCAACUGGAGCGAGAAUUCGACACUGGCGUCCAAAGACUGA
This is a messenger RNA of Ostreobium quekettii, 1395 nucleotides long. Lineage: Eukaryota; Viridiplantae; Chlorophyta; Ulvophyceae; Bryopsidales; Ostreobiaceae. The record is from the annotation of a GenBank genome assembly.